GUUUUUUGUGAAAAUAAACUGAGAAAGAGGCAAAGAGCCCUGCCGCUGGCUCGACUGCGGCCGUCCCGCGGGAAGCCAAAAUCACCGAAACGAAAAAAUUCUUGAAACCGCCGACCGCGGGAAACAUUUUGCGCGCCGCGCCCAGCUCCCUUCACAAAUAAUCCCUUCCCGGUUCACCUCUUCCUCUCCCCCAAAUCUCCAAAUCUCCGGUCGUCUCCAGUUCCCACCUCGCGCCCCAAAUCCGUAUCCACCGCCACCGCCACCGCCCACCACCCCGCCGCCAACGCUGACGCCGCCUCCUCCGGCUGCACCCGUCACGCCAGGUGCUUGGACUUCGGGAAUCUGCAGGUUCAGUAGAGUAGACAAGUGUUUGAGCAAGGACUGGAUAGAGGAAUGCGCUGCUUGUUCCUAGAGUAGCACCCGCAAGAUCCAAGUCUUCCCGCGAUGGAAAGCGGCGCCAUGGUACUCGGUGUUGUUCGUCCCGAGGAGUCCCCUGACCGCAACGGCGGUGGGCCACGGGACGAUUUGGGCCCAUCGCAGAUGCAGGUCGAUGGUCCCGUUGUUCUCAACCAAUCCGCUGAGCUCGUCUCGGAUGAUUCGAUGGCCGUCGAUGACGUCCCAGUUCAACAACCAUCAGGCCAGCCGGUGGAGGCAACACAACAGUCUCCUGCGACGCUGAUUGAUACUAUCAUGGAGGUGCAGAAGCAGCUGAAGCGGAAGAGGGCUUCUAAUAGCCCAGUGAUUGAUGCCGCCGAUAAGGACGCUCUUGUUGCUGGGUGCCGGCAGGAGCUCGAGGGGCUCUUCCAGUAUUACAAGGAGGUUUCUGACCGCAAGAUGCAGCUUGACGGCGGGAACCUGUCCUUCAACGGGAUGGUUGGCUGUUUGCUUGAGGAGAGCAGUCUCGGGCUGACUAGGUUGGUGGACGAAAUAUAUCAACAGCUGAAGGGAUUGGAGGGUGUGUCUGUGGCUUCAGUCCGCAGCUCUGUGCUGCUCGCUGGCCAGAGGAUGAUGUACGGGAAUUCUUCACUGGACGCUGAUGUGUUAGAAGAUGAAUCGGAGUCGGCUCUUUGGUGCUGGGAGAUAAGAGAUCUGCGAUUGUUGCCUGUGAAAGUACGCAGCAUUCUGAGUACACGGAGAUCUGUCAGAAAGAAAAUCCAUGAGAGAAUCACUGCCAUAUAUUCGACUUUGUCGGUUCUUGAAAAUUCAGGAGCUUACAUCCAAGUAAAUGAUCUAAAAAAAGCAUCAUUGAAAUUAAACAAAUCACUGAACCUGGAAGGGAUCAGAUCAAUGGUGGAAAGAGCGACACAAAAGAACACAGAACGGGGUGUGAAAGAUGCUGUAUCAGCAGUUAAGGAAUUGAUGCAAGAGACAGAUAAAAAUGACCAAAAUGUUAGAAGGCUUGAGGAUACUAGUGUCUCUGAGCCGCAGAAUGGGAACUCACUUGGUAAUGAGAAAGAGAUUCAGAAAGCACAAAAACAAGUGGAGAAGGAAAUAAAGCGCCAGGAGAAAGAAGAAGCUCAGAUGAGAAAACUUCAAAAGAAACAGCAAGAAGAGGCCCUAAGAGAACAGAAGAGACAUGAAAAGGAGGAGGCUGAAGCCAAGAAGCAACAAAAGAAGCAGGAAGAUGAAGCUCUGAAAGAACAGAAGAGACGUGAAAAGGAGGAGGCUGAAGCUAAGAAACAACAAAAGAAGCAGGAAGAGGAAGUUCUGAAAGAACAGAAGCGUCGUGAAAAGGAAGAAGCUGAAAUGAAGAAACAACAGAAAAAACAGCAAGAUGAAGCUGAGAAAGAACAGAAGCGCCUUGAGAAGGAAGCUGCACAACUCAAGAAGCAACUGGUCAUUCAAAAACAAGCUUCUAUGAUGGAACGCUUUUUCAAAAGUAAGAAAGACAAUGGAAAACAUCAAAAACCUGGAGAGAACAACUCAGCUGAAGAUCCAUGCAAUGACAACAAAGAGACAAUACCAGCAACCACAUCAAAAAUUGAUUCUUCAUUGUAUCAACAAGAGGGAUGGGUUUUAGAUGAUCUUCGGAGGUUGCAGGUCACUGGUUGGAAGAAGCUAUCUAGCUACAAUAGGUCCUCCAGAUGGGGUACAAGAUGCAAGCCCAAGAUGGAGGCAUUUAAAGAGCUGAAGCUUCAGAAAUCCUCAGAUGAUAUGGUUGAUGAAAUACUUUCCACUCCAAAUGAAGAUGGUGGCCGCAAUCCAAUUCAGGAGAACGAACAUGAUAAGCUUGAAAGUGAUAUUGACAUGAUACAGGCUAGUGAAAUGCAAUGCCAUGGUGCUAGUAACCCUAAACCUCUGCAAACGAGAUUAAUUAGAAUGAAGCUUCUGCAAUUUGACAAAAGUAACAGGCCAGCAUAUUAUGGAUCCUGGAGGAAGAAAAGUGCUGCUAUUAGUCCAAGGUGUCCAUUUAAGAUGGAUCCUGAUCUUGACUACGAGGUUGAUAGUGAUGAUGAAUGGGAAGAGGAGGAUCCUGGUGAGAGUCUUUCUGACUGUGAGAAGGAUAAUGAUGAAUUUAUGGAGGAAGAUUCCAAAAUUACAGAUGAAGAGGAUGAAGAUAGCUUUGUUGUGCCUGAUGGCUAUCUCUCAGACAACGAGGGGAUACAAAUUGAAAGCCUAUUGGACGAUAAAGAAGAGGAGGCCAAUAGCUCCCCAAAUGGUCAGUGUACAGAAGUUGAAGAGUUCAGGUCUCUGCUCCGCCAACAAAGAGUCCUGAACACUUUGACUGAGCAAGCUCUCCGGAAGAGCCAACCUCUUAUUAUAUGCAACCUAAAUCACGAAAAAGCUGAAUUACUGACUGCUGAAGACCUCAAGGGAACGGAAAAGAUUGAGCAGCUAUGCUUGCAAGUUCUUUCAAUGCGCAUCUGUCCAGGAGGUGCAAUUGUUGAUGUGCCUCUAACUGACAGCUCAUCUGCAACUGUUGAGGAAAUUAACCAACCCAAUGUGAAGAAUGGCUCUCCUGAGGCUGCAUCUGCUAUACCAGAAACAGACCUGCCAGAAUUUGUACAGGUGAUAAGAUCAUGUCGAGAUGGUAUCCACAAGGUGGUGGAAUUACUGCAGCACAAGUUUCCAAAUGUUCCAAAGACUCAACUGAAUCGUAAAGUGAGGGAGAUAUCUGACUUCAUUGACAAUCAUUGGAAGGUAAAGAAAGAGAUUCUUGACAAGCUAGGGUUGGAUUCGUCACCAGUGAAACCCAAGAAGAAUAAAAGCAUAGCUAUGUACUUCUCGAAGAGAUGUUUACCUCCGGAAGAGGCUGUCAAUGCUCUGGCUGCUUCUCCUGAGUUGCGGUUGAAAUCUAGAAAUGGUGGCCGCGAAGCUCCCCAGAUCAAUCUGUUCCCCUCAGAGCAGUAAAGUUUCUAAUAAAGGUCCCCUGAAAGUUGGAUUAGGGGUCAAUGAAGCUACGAACCCAGAUGAGCAGAAAGCUCAGCUAUCCAUGUAAAGGCUAGGAAGUGCAACUCGGUUUUGCAUCGUCACCAAUGGAAGAUGGUCUUAGUGCAACAUGGGUUUUUGUCAACAUCUGGAUUAUGUUUUCAGUGCUGGACAUGUAAUUUUAGCCUGAAAGUAGGUUUUUAUUCAAUUAUUUGGCCUUGAUGUGAUUAACAUGUAUGUGUCCUGUUGUUAGCGCAAGGAAUUGCUACAAAGUUGGCCAUCUGCCGCUUGUGUGUUGUUAACAUUAUUCUGAUUCUGGCAAGGCAAAUAAGCAAACAUGUCUUGUGACUGCUCAAUUGACAGCUUUGGGCAGAAAUUAA
This is a messenger RNA of Zea mays, 3749 nucleotides long. RefSeq names its product chromatin assembly factor 1 subunit FSM. The transcript has 13 exons. Bases 445 to 3351 code for a protein of 968 amino acids. The record is from RefSeq and is a predicted model, not a curated record. Gene Ontology annotation, biological process: nucleosome assembly. Lineage: Eukaryota; Viridiplantae; Streptophyta; Magnoliopsida; Poales; Poaceae. Gene Ontology annotation, cellular component: CAF-1 complex; nucleus.